AUGGCAGCUAGCGUCACUGGAACUCAUGCCAAGGCAAGGUCUGCCCCCACCCCGCCACACUGCUCCCUGAGAUGCGAUAAGCUCUGUCCCUCGGUGCUGAGUGACCCUGUACGUAUCCUGCCUGCAGAUGACAGACCCCCACUGCCUGCUCCAUUUGAACAUCGUUGUGUGUCAUUUCGAACAGGACCGGUCAGCAGUCUGUACCAGUUCAAACUCCAUGAGGUCCUGGGAGGGGGUCGCUUUGGCAGUGUCCACCAGUGUACUGAGCGAUCCUCUGGUCUCCAGCUGGCCAUGAAAAUUAUUAAAGUCCCAUCUGCCAGAGAGAAGGAGAGUAUCACCAAUGAGGUGCAGGUGAUGAAUUUGUUGAACCAUGUCAAUGUCAUUCAGCUGUACGAUGCCUUUGAGGCAAGGAGUGAGAUGGUUCUCAUCAUGGAAUAUGUGGAAGGCGGAGAGCUCUUUGAGAGGAUUGUUGAUGAAAGCUACAGUCUGACAGAGCUGGAUGCGAUGGUGUAUGUGAAGCAGAUCUGUCAGGGCGUACACUACAUGCACAACAUGUACGUGCUCCACCUGGACCUGAAGCCAGAGAAUAUCCUGUGUGUGGACCGGAAUGGUAAUCAGGUGAAGAUCAUUGAUUUUGGAUUGGCAAGGAGGUACAAGCCCAGAGAUAAGCUACGUGUGUCCUUUGGAACACCAGAGUUCCUCGCUCCAGAAAUUGUCAACUUUGAGCACGUCUCCUUCCCUACGGACAUGUGGAGCCUGGGUGUUAUCACCUACAUGCUGCUGAGUGGCCUAUCACCAUUCCUGGGCGAUAGUGAUGCUGAGACCCUCAGUAACAUCCUCACCACAAACUGCAACUUCGACGAUGAAGCUUUUGAAAACAUCUCGGAGGAAGGAAAAGAUUUUAUUGCGAACCUGCUAAUCAGGGAGAAAAGUGGGAGGCUCAGUGCUGCCCAGUGCCUGAAACACCCUUGGCUCAGCAACAUUGCAGCAAAAAGCAAACAGAGCAAGAUCCAAUUGAAGUCCCAGCUUCUGCUGAAGAAAUAUGUAAUGAAGCGGCUGUGGAAGAAGAAUUAUUAUGCCGUUGCUGCAGCGAACAGACUGAAAAAGAUCGGCAGCUGUGGAUCACUCACCGCUCUGACAAUCUGA
Hemiscyllium ocellatum (epaulette shark) is the source of this 1146-nucleotide messenger RNA. Its product is annotated as myosin light chain kinase 3-like. The transcript is spliced from 9 exons. Gene Ontology annotation, biological process: intracellular signal transduction; protein phosphorylation; positive regulation of apoptotic process. Gene Ontology annotation, cellular component: nucleus; cytoplasm. Lineage: Eukaryota; Metazoa; Chordata; Chondrichthyes; Orectolobiformes; Hemiscylliidae. Gene Ontology annotation, molecular function: ATP binding; protein serine/threonine kinase activity. The record is from RefSeq and is a predicted model, not a curated record. The coding region runs from base 1 to 1146 and encodes 381 amino acids.